Lates calcarifer (barramundi perch) is the source of this 1920-nucleotide messenger RNA. It is a transcript of the gene plaat1l, whose product is annotated as phospholipase A and acyltransferase 1-like. The transcript has 5 exons. NCBI's taxonomy places the organism in Eukaryota, Metazoa, Chordata, Actinopteri, Centropomidae. Gene Ontology annotation, molecular function: A2-type glycerophospholipase activity; glycerophospholipid phospholipase A1 activity. The coding region runs from base 277 to 735 and encodes 152 amino acids. Gene Ontology annotation, biological process: N-acylphosphatidylethanolamine metabolic process. The record is from RefSeq and is a predicted model, not a curated record. Gene Ontology annotation, cellular component: cytoplasm.
AAACAGCAGGAAUGUCCCGGCAAAAAUCACCUCGACCCACACAAACACAGCUAAGACACACACCUACACGAAAUGUUACACACACCAAUGAGUGUUAAUGAUGUGUUAAUGGUGAUAAAGGGUGAUGGAAGCGAGGUCAGUCUACUGUGACAGUGGCAGACACUUAUCUUUAUAUCAGUACGGCCUUUAUGUAAAGCAGGUGGAGUUCCUGUGUGUGUGUGGUGUGAAUUUAAUUUCAGAAGUGACUGAAGAAAGCGACAACAAGAACCUUAACCCAUGGGCCUGAAACAUUCUCAACCCAAACUGUUCCCAGGGGACAUCGUGGAGUAUCCCAGGAACAAAUACUUCUCCCAUUUCGCAGUUUACUACGGGGAGAAGGACGGCGUUCCCUACGUGGCUCAUCUGACAUGUCGAGAUUCAGACGCCAAGCUGCUGCUCUUUGGUCGAGCUCUGAGGUCAGAGAUCAAACUGGAUCCACUGGAGCUGCUGGGGAAGAAAUACAAGGUCAGCAACAUGCUGGACGACUCGUUCUCGGCCAGAGACUUCCACGGCGUGGUGAAGCCGGCCAUCGACGACAUGAUGGGCCGAGAGGUGACGUUCGACAUCCUGUUUCACAACAGCGAGCACCAGGCCACGCUCUUCAGAUACGGAGUGAAGAAGUCUGAGCAGAUAGAGAAGGUUUAUAAACACAUCAUGCCGGCCUGGAAGAAGCUGUUUGAGAAGAAGAAACUGUGAGAAUGGUUUCAUGUUCAGUUCUCACCUCAGCCACCGGAGGACGCUGUUGUUCUGCUGAGCAUGUGUGAGAUGCAGAGAGAAAGUCUCAGUGUUUUUACAGUGAAGUCAAAAAAUUCUAAUGUCACAAGAUAAUGUGAGUUAAUGAAGAAGAAAAUGUUUCUAAGACCUGAUCAGGUCGAUUAGUCUGAUUAAUGUUAGAUACAUUCAGUAUUUUGACUUUAUUCUUUAAGUGUUAUUGUCUUGCAUGGUUGUAAAUUAGCUGCCUAAAUAAUUCUUCAUUGCUUGUAUUUAAAAAGAAAAGUUUUCUCGGUAUAAGCUGAGCAUCCAGGAGUCUAAACUGAAUUGAACAGAAUAUUUUUGAGAAAAAAAGUCGUAAUUUACAAAAACAAAUCCUACAAGUUGUGAUGUUGAGAAGAACAUUGAUAAUAUUUCCAGAUAAUUGUGUUUUCCUGUGAGAUUUUCUUCUCUGUGGUGAUAUUCUGCAGCUUCACAGUCUUUCUUGGGAUUUUCUGUAAAAAGGAAACGUUUCUGUCCUCUGAUGAUUUCAUUUGUUGUUUUAUUUUUGCAUGUUUACUGCCUCUUUUAUCAAACUGUUCUCCACCAGAGAAAAACAUCAGACUGGCCUCUUCACUUUCUCAUUUCCCAUCAUCAUUAUCUCCAUUAUUAUUAUUAUUAUUUCAUUAUUUGUUCUGUGGUUGUUUCGUUGUCUUUCUCAACAGUUCACUUAAAUAAACCUGUUUCCAAACCUGUCAAAGAAAUCUUUAACUUAAAUGACUGAUCAAAUAUGAACCUGUACGUUACAGUAUUCCUGUUACUGGUAACAUUUUAUAUGUACUGCACAGAUCUUCAUUUCACUAAGUCAUUAACUCCAUUAACUCCACUCUGAUCAGCUACAGGUAAAUGCAUAGGUAGUAACAGUCUGUGAAAAGAGUAUGAAGACACAUUAAUGAGAACUUAGUGAAAUUACAAGUAGUGUGGUUCUGUUACUUUUUAUUUUAUGCACAAAAGAAUUCUGUUUCUGACUUUUAUUGUGAAAUUCUAAUUGUUUUAUUUUACUCUGAUUACUCUCUGCAGGACUUCCUGCCUCCUUUUCUUUAAUUUUUUGUUGCUUGAUCUUCCUUCAUCCUUCCUUCCUUCCUUCCUUCCUUCCUCCCUCUCCUCCUCACAGUUUGGGAGCCACACUAA